CUCAUUGUCUUCACUAAACUCAAACUGAACUGCUCUGCUCCAUACAAACAGACAAAAAGAUGCUGGCAAAAUUCUUCACCCUCUUCACUUUUCUCUCAUGUGUCACUUCUGUAAAGGUUCUGACACAAAAACCCUCAGAAGUGACAAAAGAAAAAGGAAAUUCUGUGACUCUGGACUGUAAUAUAGCAAAGGAUGAGGGUUAUUAUGUUUCUUGGCAUAAACAGCUUCCAAAUGCUGCUCCUCAGUUUGUCUUAAGAUACUAUCAUUCUCAUAGCUCUCCUGACAGAUAUGGAGACAGUUUUUCAUCAGACCGUUUCACAUCUAAAGCUCAGUCAAAUAUUGACUAUCAGCUGAUCAUCAAUAAUGUGGAUGUGAGAGAUUCAGCAGUGUAUUACUGUCAGACAUGGGACAGCUCUGCUAAUGCUGCUGUAUUUGGACAAGGAACUAAACUGCUCGUGACCGAUUCGGGUGUUUCUCCUCCUGUUGUGUACAUUCUGCCUUCAUCCACUGAAGAUGUGAGCUCCAGUGAAGUUACUCUGGUGUGUCUGAUCAAUGACAUGUCUGUUGGCUUCGCUGAUGUGCGUUGGCUUGUGAAUGGAAACCCGGUUACUAAAGGGGUCUUCACUGGAUCUGCUGAACCGCAGUCUGAUGAGAAAUUCAAGCUGAGCAGUUAUUUAACCAUUGAGACAUCAGAGUGGCAGAAAGACAAAGAUAUCACAUGUGAAGUGACCGCUGCCGGAUCAAAAACCACCAAAAAGAUCAAGAAAUCUGACUGUAGUCAAUAAACUCGAUCAAUGUUUGUGCUCAUCCUUUUUUUAUAUGAAAGAGCAUAUUACUAGAAAUGAUAAAUAAAUGAAAUUUAGUAGCUUGAACUUUGUCAUUUGCUUCAAGGAGCUUUUAAUACUUAUGUUCUUUUAUGCAUUUUAAUAAAAACAUCUAAAUAAAACAGUUA
This is a messenger RNA of Triplophysa dalaica, 952 nucleotides long. Its product is annotated as immunoglobulin lambda-1 light chain-like. The record is from RefSeq and is a predicted model, not a curated record. The coding region runs from base 60 to 785 and encodes 241 amino acids. Lineage: Eukaryota; Metazoa; Chordata; Actinopteri; Cypriniformes; Nemacheilidae. The transcript is spliced from 4 exons.